Molecule: messenger RNA, 8196 nt
Organism: Lates calcarifer (barramundi perch)
Lineage: Eukaryota; Metazoa; Chordata; Actinopteri; Centropomidae
Gene: lmtkb
Product: apoptosis-associated tyrosine kinase b
Exons: 16
Coding region: 729-5792 (1687 amino acids)
Biological process (GO): brain development; peptidyl-tyrosine autophosphorylation
Molecular function (GO): protein tyrosine kinase activity; ATP binding
Source: RefSeq, a predicted model, not a curated record
UGACCGCUUUGUUUGAACUUUUCAUUUUACGUGACUCAUUGCUUUUUUAUUUCGGUCCUUUACAGGAACGGUUGGAAGCAAGAGGCUGUCUGGAAGCUGAGGAAAACAAAAAAUCUUAAGACCUCAACCCUCCGCUCAGCCUACAGGUGAAGAGGUUGAUGGAUGAAUCCAGGACUUUGACUUUCGAGGAGCUUAUUAGACUGGACCUGAAGCUGGAUCACCAUGGAGCUGCUCUGAUGGACUCUGGAGGAGGAGCGAUGGAGAGGUGUCACGCGCCUGAUGUCGGUCGCGCAGAGCUUUGGGAUGGUGUGAGUCCGUCCAGGUGUCGCGUGAAGCUGCGCGCUGUGGAAGGGGAAUCUGAAUUCUGGAUCAACUUGACUUGAAUUAACAGGACUUUGUCGUCCAGUCGCACCCCUCCUCCUCUUCUUCUUCCUCUUCUGCAGCGACUAUCUAGAUCUUGGAGUUCAGGGGUGGAGAAAAAGGUUUUAAAAAAAAAAAAAACGGCCUCGGCCUGCGGUGACUUUCUAUCGGAGGAGGAGUGUCAGCAUCUGUCUUAAUCACACCAGCGUGAGGAAAAAAAAAAAAAAAUGAAGGCGCACGAUGAGACAUCACCAGGGGCCGGUUCGGAAAGGAGAAAUGAAGCUGUGUUCAAGAAAUAGCGCCGCCUGAAUCGCUGCCCUCCGAGCCCCUGCAGUUUUUCUUUCGCUUUCGCAGCGCCGGUUGUGAAGAUGCUGGCGCUCCUGGUGACGAUGUCUUCAGUCGUUUUCAGCCCCGGCUUUGCCCUCAGCUCCCAUUUCAGCUCAGAUGGCGCUCCACUGAGUGAGCUGUCCUGGUCGUCGUCCCUGGCUGUGGUGGCCAUCUCCUUCUCGGGCCUUUUCACCUUCGUCUUCCUCAUGCUGGCCUGCCUCUGCUGCAAGAAGGGCAAAAUCGGCUUCAAGGAAUUCAAGAAUGUGGAUGGGGAGGAGUAUCAUGCAGAUAUGUCCACCUUGGCCUCGCCGGCCUCCCAGGGCAGCCCGGACGUCUACAUCCUGCCGCUCACCGAGGUGUCCCUCCCGGUCGCCAAGCAACCUGCACGAUCAGUCCAACUCCUGAAAUCCACAGAUCUCAGCCGCCACAGUCUUCUCUACCUGAAAGAGAUCGGGAAUGGCUGGUUCGGGAAGGUUCUGCUGGGGGAGGUGAACGCAGGCCUAAACACCACCGAAGUGGUGGUGAAGGAACUCAAAGCCAGCGCUAGCGUGCAGGACCAGAUGCACUUCCUGGAGGAGGCACAGCCUUACCGUACUCUUCAGCACCCUGCUCUGCUGCAGUGUUUGGCCCAGUGCACUGAAGUCACCCCCUACCUGCUGGUGAUGGAGUUUUGUCCACUGGGGGAUGUGAAGGGUUACCUCCGAGGCUGCAGGACUGCAGAAACCAUGACCCCAGAGCCUUUGAUUCUUCAGCGGAUGGCCUGUGACAUCGCCUCAGGACUCUUGCACCUGCACAAACACAACUUCACACACAGUGACCUGGCUUUGAGGAACUGCUUGUUGACUGCUGAUGUGUCAGUGAAGAUUGGAGAUUAUGGCCUGUCCCACACUAAGUACAAGGAUGAUUACUAUGUGACAUCAGAUCAGAUGUUCGUGCCGCUGCGCUGGAUUGCUCCAGAGCUCGUUGAUGAGGUGCAUGGAAACCUGCUGGUGGCUGACCAGACCCAACAGAGCAACAUCUGGUCCCUGGGUGUGACUAUCUGGGAACUGUUUGAGCUGGGCAACCAGCCCUACAGACACUACUCUGAUAGACAAGUACUCACCUACGCUGUGAGGGAGCAGCAGCUGCGACUGCCCAAACCGCUGCUCAAAGUGCCCCUGGCUGAGCGCUGGUAUGAGGUGAUGCAGUUCUGCUGGCUCCAGCCCGAUCAGAGACCCAAUGCAGAGGAAGUCCACUUGCUGCUCAGCUACCUGUGUGCCAAGGGGGCCAGCGAGGCUGAGGAAGACUUUGAGAGGCGCUGGAACUCGCUGCGUCCCAACACUGGUUUCAGCGGUCACCGUGGUGCCUCUGCAAUGUCGAGAGACCACCCCUCAUCAACCUCCUCCUCGUUCCCUCUCCUUGAGCAGUUUUCAACAGGUGAUGGCUACCACUCAGAGUCCGGGGAUGACAUACUUACAGUCACUGAAACCAGCCAUGGCCUGAACUUUGAGUACAAGUGGGAGCAAGCCAGGGCAGACCAGUCUUAUAGAGCCCCGGACUCCUCCAGUACCUUGGGUCAGGUCAACCAUCAUUGUCAGGAAGCAUUUUACCCACCAGGGGGUAUUGUUGGAGGCUGCCCUAUGGAGAGCCUCAGCCAUGGAGUUUCUCCCUCUUACUACCAACCAAAACAUCUACAUGCUCCUGGCAUACUUCCUGUCCUCAGUGCCCAUAGCCCCUCAGUAAGCAGUGAAUACUACAUCCGCAUAGAAGAGCCAGUGGAUUGUAACAUUGAUCCUGACUAUACCAUGUGCUCCUACAGCCCAGACUAUCAGGGCAGCAGUGGGAGCUUCCUUACUGGGAGUGCAGACUCAGGUGAAUGCAUGGCCUGCCCAUCACAGGCUAAGAACAUGGGUCCCUACUGGUCAGCAGACAUCCAUAAGUCAGAUGUGUAUGACUCAAAUGACUCAAGUCCUGCUAUCUCCCUGACAAUGGAGCCCCUUUUAGGGCAAGUGUCGGACAGCAGCCCUCUACGACCCUGGGAGUCUAGUCACUACGUGUCUUAUAAAGACAGAGAUGGGGGUUACUACUAUGAGCACUCACCGCCUUUGGGCAUAGAUCACUACCUGAUUGGAGGUGAGCACUCUGAGCACCACCAGGAGAGCUGGGGGUCGAGGAGCUUGCGUCAAGCCUUGGGUGAGUUGGAGAACCCACUUGGCAUAUCCCCCUCUGUAGGCAGUCCACCUCAACAGGCCUACAGAGAUGCAUACCUGGACACAAGUCAGACCUCUAUCAUAGGAAAGAACGUGACUGGCGGCUACUACGACAUGAUGGGCUCCCUUAGGAAGACUAUGCCUAGCCACACCAGGCACAACAGCCACUCUGUCACUAUCAACAUGGAGACAGAGGGGGCACUCUUCAUUGGGCACAGAGACAGUGAUUCUGAGGAGGAAGAAGAAGAGGACAUAUUUGUUGAGAGACACACCUGCAACACCUGGCCUUCGAAACACCGCCACAGCAGUGUGGGUCACCACAGACGGGCAAGCCACAGCUGCAGGCAGGACGCUUAUGUAGAUUUCCACUACACGAUGCCAAGUACGGACAUUGAAGACUCCUGGCCGGAGGACCACAGCCUGGCCUUCCACUCUCUACCCAAACCCAUUGACUAUCUUGAGCCCCACCAGGCCAAAGACAAUAGUGCCUGCCUUAGUCUGAGUAAACAUCAUGCAAUGGUGCCUUCAGACAACUGCAACCCCUACAUCUACCUGUGCCAUGAGGGCGAGACUCAAGUGCCAGCAUCUGGAGAGUGCUGCCACUCACACUUUGUUGACCCCCUCACUGGCAUGCUAGUCAGAAACAACAGCUAUAGUCACAGCUACAGUCAUAGCAGUUACAUCAGAGAUAAGAUGAUUGACCUCCCGAGCAAUGAGGAGAUGAUCAAUCUGUCACCAGCUCCAGGAGGUCCCAUUGUGGCCAAACCUACCCCGAUAAAGACUGAGGACCGAGGAGAGCAGUAUGUUGACCUUGCAACUGACAAUACCCCACUCAAGAAGAUGAAAGAGGAUGUAAUCAAGGAAAAUCCAAUCAUGCAAAAACCGCCAGAGCCUAAAAUAGAAGAGGUGACCCUGACAAUGACUAAAACCACUCCGCCGCCUGCAGACAACAUGCAUGUGAUGGUGGCCCUCACGGAUCCGCAGUCAGACCUGAGUCAAACUGGAGACAGCGGUGUUGACCGAGGCAGCGUUUGCCUCGCUGACAUCCUCGACUGCAGCGAUGAUGACGAGGAUGAUGACAUCACAGACGACAUCACCGAUGUUACCUCGGGCAUCUUCGCUGACGAGUCCAGUGAGAUCAACGCUUCUCCUGCCUUCAAGUCACUACAGAAGCAGGUGGGAACUCCCGACUCCAUGGAUUCCAUGGAUCUGCCAUCUACAACUGGGUCUUGUGAAGGCUUCAGCCCUGCAUCCUCCCACCCUUCCAGCUCACCUAAAGCUAUGGACAGUGGCUAUGACACAGAAAAUAACGAAAGCCCUGAAUUUGUACCUAAAGAGCCUCACGAACCCCGUGAACAACCUCUGGGAAAGCCUACCCUUGACACGAGCCUGGAGGAGGAUGAGGUGCUGGAGGAGCGUGGAGUCGAGGCUAAAGUGGUGCCCACAGAGGGUGAACCAUCGCUAGGUGAAGAUUUGGCCUCAGGAGCCUCACAGACAGGCGAUCACAUCUUUUUACCGCUAAGCGAUAAGACCCCAUACAGAGACUCUGCUUACUUUUCAGACUAUGAGAACGAAAGGCAGUCUAGGGAUGAAGGAGAAGAACUAUCGGAGAGAGGAGGAGAUGAACAAAAUGCUGAAAAGGAGCAGCAAAUUGGAGAAAAGAAGGGUGAGAAAAGAAAGAAUGAAGAGGAGGAAGAACUUAAGGACACCUCAGCAAACAAAGACAUAAAACUUGAAAUGAAUCACAUAAUGACAGGAGGAAUAGAAUCUUCUUCUCCACCAGAUAUGGAGGCUUACUUGACGGAGGAGUGUGACCAGGAUGAGGACGUGGGGCCACCUCUGGAGACCUCUGACACUGCUUCAAUAACAGAGGGAGUACUGGAUGAAUGGCCAUCCCAGGAAGAGAGCUCAUCUUUAGGAGACUGGGCAGCAGAGGUCGUGGGGGCCAUGGAAGAAGCCCUUGGAGCCCUUAAUGGAGAUUGCACCCCCAACAGCAAGGUGGAGGAGGAAGAGGAGGAAGAGGAGGAAGCAGAGGUCAUGAAAGACUCUAAUCAAGCCUCAGAAACAAAAGAAGAGCCAGCGAUCAAGGCAAUACAAAACAGGACAUCAGGGACAUCCAGUGAAAUCCUGCACACUUUACCCAAAGAUGAGGUGGCCUUGCAGCACACAGCAAACACCAGGAGGUUUUCUUCUUCCUCCUCUCCACCUCCAUCCACCCCUUCCCCUCCACCUCCUUCAACAGAGGGCCGAGGGUCUCCGGCUGAUGGGGAAGAGGCAGAUGAGGAGGACGGUGACACAGAUGACAGCGACGAAUCAGACGAGGAGCUGCGAACUUACAGCGUGCAGGAACAGAGCGGAGGGGAGGAGAGUGAGGAUGAGUGUCACCCGGUGCCCAUUGUGGUGAGUGACGACAGCGAAGCCCACAAACUGCGCAGCCUCCUCAAGAUGCCGACCCUUCUUACAACAGAGAACCUGGAGGAGGAGCUCGAACGCAAGAGGAAGACUGUGUCUUUUUUUGACGACGUCACCGUCUAUCUGUUCGAUCAGGAAAGCCCAACUAAAGAGCUGGCUGAACACGGCUUCCCCUUGGGGACAGAGGGUCAGAGUUCACGGAACAAGCCCCAUGAGAGAGUUAAUGCCUCAGAUGACUCAUCUGAUGGGAACAUCUCAGAGGAGAGUGCAGGGUAUGAGUGGGAGGAUGACUUUUCCCUGCUGCCUUUACCAACAUCUUCAGCGGCAUCCGACUCCCCUCCCACUCGCUCCAUCACCCCCAAGGCCCCGGACGCCAAACCAGCAGUGCAGUACUCCCGCUUCACAGUUUCCCCGUCCAACGUGUCCCGUUUUUCCAUCACUCACAUCUCUGACUCUGAUAUGGACUCAGCAGGAGGAAGCAGUGAGGACGGGGAAAAAGAGUAACAAGCUGUGGAUAUUUACUGCCUCUCACUGACAACAACUUGGCCUACUAGCAUGACUUCUGAUUUAUUUUUUAACGUCAGGUUUUAGAAACACAAGACAGUGCCUCUUACCGCCUGUGGACACUUUUGAAAAGUCUGUCUUACCACAAUGUAGGACUGACCUAAGCUGUUUAGAAUACUGAAAAGAAUAUGGUUAAUAUAUAAAAUUUACAGAAUAUUAAUAUAUACUGUAUGUAUGAUGUAAAGAAUCUAUGAAAGCAGGGGAAAUUUGUGUGUUGAAUUCUGUAUAUUUUUCAGAUUAAUGAGACAGUGGAGGGACAGGCCUUCAGAAAGCAUCACGUUUGCCACCUCUUUCACUUCUUAAUUUAUGAUAGGGAGUAUUUAUGAGUGUGGAACCACCUGGACCUAGAAAUAGGACAAUUAAACUGUUGCGCAAACUGUCACUGAGACACAAGAAAGACACAACAUCAACUUUUUGGGCUUUUCAGCAAAGGAUCAGCACUUUGAGCAAGACUGUACAGCUCCACAGACUUUCUACUUUUUUGGAAACUGCUUUACUUGUCUUAAUGAAUAUCAACGAGAAUCCUUGAGGUAUCACAAGUAAUAUAAUGUUAAUAUUUGGAUUUAUUCAAAGAUGAAGAACAUGCUAGUGUGGAGGAAAGAACAGCUAAUCAAACCUUUGACAACCUGAUAUUUUCUGACUUUUCCCCCUGUUUUUUUUUUUUUAAGAAUCAGGAUCACUGUACUGUUUUACAUGAAUAUGUGGCUCAUUCUCUCUACCAGGCACUACAUUGUCACUAUGGUAACAAGAAGCGGAGGAAGUAGUUUAAGAUUUAAAGGUUUAAUAUGUUUUUCAAAUAUAGCAAUGCAUGGUUUCAAGUAACUAGAAAACAGUGUAAGAAUUUAUUGCUUAGAGAUGAAAUGGGGACAGUUUUUUCUUUGUUUGUUUUCUGCUUUGGAACAGAGACAGAAACCUAUGGUCAUGGAAAUCCUUUUUCAUGUUGCAGGUCCAAAACAAAUUGGCAGCAAGAGGGGAUAUUUUGAUUUGGACUGCUAGAAAGAUGCUAGUUCUCUAAGAAUGACAUGGGCCAAUACUCUUGGGCAAUAUAGAUGAAAUCUUCAUCACAGUACACUGUAUGUAAUUCUAUAUUGCCAUAAUGCUAUACAGUGCAUCUUGAUGUAGUACAUUCUCUGAACUCCAGUUAAGAAACUGAUAAAAAACAAAUGUUUGUGGUUAAUCCAGUCAAGUUAAAUACCUGACAAAUCAAAGUACUUCAUCACAUUGAUGCAAAAUUCCUGUAAAUCCAAUAUUGCCAGAAAACAGCAACACUUGUUGAUUUGCAACAAUAUCCACAAGAACCAGUACAAUCAGAGAUAUUAAAAGGACAGAUAACUUGGUACAAAUUCUUUAACUUCCAUACUGUAUGUGUCGUAAUAUCGCCCUACAGGCCAGUAUAUCAAAAUACAUACCUGCCCAACAUUAUUAAAAGGCUGUGAAAUUCUAUUUUUCUCUGCACAGAGGUUAGCCUGAACAAACGUGAUUUUGCAUAUGUAAAUCAGCUCUACCAUCAUUUCUAUCAUUUUAUCUGUUUGUAAGAGAAGUGAAAACGAAUGCCUGACUUAACUGUUACUGACACUGUUGCUGUAUAUUGGCUACAAUGAGCUUGUUUAGUACAAUGACUCCACUUGUAGAACCUGAAUGUUGGGAAAAAAAAAAAAGUUUGUUUCGACUUCUGGGAAAAAAAAUUAGAGGAUAGAUUUGAGCACCAUGUUGAAACAUAUGAGAGCAACGUUUCAUAGCACUUGAAAGCUUAGAUGGAUGGUUUGAUUACUUAAACUUGUUGAGCCACAAUACUUUUACAUGGAACAGAUCAGUUCAGUGUUAAGUGUAAUUUGUCUGAUGGUUGAAGGAGAUAGAGGGCUGAUGUCAUGAUCAUGAAAUGUUACAAUGCUUUGCUUUCUGUGUGUGUAAAUGUAAGGAAGUAAAAGGGAAGGAGUGGUUGAUGAGCUGUUGGCUCUGAAGUCAUGAAGAAGCAGGAUGUCACCGUUCAAAACACCCUGUGAUCAACAUGUAGUGUCUUCUGAGUGUUUGUUUGCCUUCCAAGGCUCUAUUAUUCUGUAACAGUUAGCAGCAUAGAACCCUCUAGAUGACUGUCCGUAAUAUUUUUGUAUUUCGACAAAAAUACUUUUAAAAGUAUUGAUGUACUGUACCUGUGAGGGAGAGAAAGAUUUUAAAAAAAAAAGGUAUCUCUUCUGUUUAUUGUUGCCAAAGAGAUGUUGUGUUGUGGUCCAGGGAUAAGUGCAGUUGGUGGUGUUUUUACCCUAAAAUGGUGUCAGAGAGGAGGAACACGACAGCAGCUUUGGCCUUGAACUGAUCAUUAAAAAAAAAAAAAAAAAAAAAAAAA